CAUCCAAAAUUUAGAAAGUUAAACCAUUACGGUAUAUCAUGGCAAGUUUGUGAGCGAAAUGAAAAAUGGUCAUCUGGCCUAAAAUGGUAUAAGAAUCUAUGCCAAACUCUUUGAAGUUUCAUCUUAAAUGUAAUGCUAAUAAAUUAUGUAUAGGUGUGCAGUCAGACCUCAUUGUUCUGGAACUAAUAUCUCACCCCCGGUGAGCUCUGCCGACCAUGUUACCUCCAUGGCUGGCAGUCAACAUGAUGAUUCUGCUGCUCAUGGUAUGAGUGCUGCGGGAAGAAACGGCUCUAAUAAACCUCCUCUUGUCCCACCCACUUGUGCUCCAGCACAGUUACAUGCUGGACCCUCCAGAAACCAUUUAUCUUCUUUUUCUGACUAUUCAACCAUGGAGAAAUUGGGAAAAGACAGAAAUGGAGCCUCUGCUGUUCCUUGUCUUAGUGAUGACGGCAACGUAGGUGUAACCAUCACCAGCAUACUGGAGCUUCAUCACAAUUGCGCUGUGGUUAUUGAUGCUUAUAUACAGUCGCUGAACGAUGUGUGUGUGAGAGGUGGUAGACUGUCACACUGCCUGGCUGCUCUCAACAGCCAUCACAGUGCCAACAAUGCUUUAUUCAUCAAAGAAAUAAAUGACGGCUGGGAAGGCCUUGGCAAGACCAUGUCUGUGGCCUCUGCAGCUGUCAGGGCUCACAUGAUGACGCUGCUGCAAGAAGCCACAAAAAUAAGCAUUGCGUCUACUGAACAUGAGCUUCCUGAUUCUGGCCCACAUUUGCACAUGGAUAAGCUUGUCUCCCUGCUGUGCUCGAGUUUCUUGUCUCUACAAUGUCAAUCUUCUGGGGCAAUUUUGGAAGCCUUCUCUCCAUUUUCUUCCAUGGUCCUGCCCAUCACUCCAAUCUCCUCAAUGGAUCACUCACCUCCUCUGUCUCAAUAUUCGACCCCUGCAACUCCUCCCCACUUCUCAUCACUGUUAACGCCACCGCCGUCAGCGUCGAGUUCAGUCAGUAAUUUUGUUGUUGGUAACUACAUGGGACCAUCGGCUCCUUUCAGUUACCAUGGAGGUAGACUCAGGACCCGCACUCUGUCUGCCAAUCAGCUCAACCCUGCAGGGGUGAGUGUUCAACAUCAUAACCUUCUUACUCCCAGCUACUCGGCUAGCUCUUCAACUGAUUGUACAUUUAGACGCUGGUCUAUGGGAGCCAAUGAGAGCCACAGUGGUGGCACAACCACCGAAACAUCUCGUGCAAGUGUGGAUGAAGGAAACGCAAAAUCCAAAGAUGGUCUGUCUGGCCCAGGUCCACCUCGUCGUUGGUCAGUACCUGAAACCAAACAUCAUCAUUCACCACACUCUGUGUCCGGUCUUGGCCGUACUGGAUCUGACAUCAACCCAUGGUAUGGUUUUUGGCCCGCAUUGCCUCCCAAUCCCGUGUCUGGAGUGACCGCUGUUGGCACCUGCGCACCAAGUGUGGCAACUUCUUCUGGCGUUGUUACGACCAAAAGCCCUGCAGCCGCUGGUAAAGGCGACAACUCUCUCAAGCCUGAUUUCGGCGACGGUGACGCCAGCGCCCGCCGCUUAAGUGUCCCGGGUGCUGCUGCCGCCUCGAGAGAGAGUAGUCUUGGCGGCACCAGGAGCAACAGUCACUCUCGCUCUGCCACCCCGGAUCUGUCAAAACUUUACCAGUUGAUAACGUCUGACGAGCUCGAAGAUGUUGUUGAGAUGCUCAGUGGCUGCUUGAGGCCUUCAACUUCUCCUUGCAGUCGGAGCAGGAAAAGUUACAGUUCUUCUUUCAAGAAUCUUGUUGCCCAUGCAAAACCUCCUAAACUUUGCCCGGAAACUAAAAACAUUGACUGCAAGAAAGCAGUUACGUCGUCUGCUCCUAUCAAUGUUGGCAAAGAAGAAGAUGUCAAGGUAGAACCUGCGUCUGGAUCUCCUGCUGCAAGCUCGUCUCCAGGAACUAGCAUCACUGUCUCAACAAACACGUUUCACCGGUGCAGACAUCAUUGUUCUCGCUCCUCAUCAUCUUCACACCACCAUCAUUAUGCAUGUCCUAAGCGCAAAACUUCAAGCAGUGAAUCUGAAUAUGUGGAUCAAUCCUCCAGCAAACAGGAGAGCAAUGCAAGUGAAUCCGAUCCUGUGACUCAGAAGCCUCGAGAUGACACUAAUGUCACUAAAAUAAGAACUCCUUCCUGUCAGGCGUCGAUGCUGAGCAGUGCCAGCAGCAGUGGCAGUAAGAAGCCAGGAGCUGCAUAUAAAAGCAUGGCUCCUGUUAGCAAAGCCUCCAAAUUGACAUCCGUGCCUGGCUAUUCGACUCAACAUCGACCGCGGUCUCCAUAUCACCAUUAUCCAGUCACUGUGCCUGCGCUCCAAAAACAGCAAUAUCAGCAGUUCCACCAACAAAUGCAGCUACAGCAGCUGUUGCUACAACAGCAACUUCACAGUAACGCUUAUAACCAGCUCUCUUCAGUGACUCCAAGCAUACUGAAGCAACAACAAUAUUUCAGCUUAUUGCAGCAACAAUACUAUCAACAGCAAUAUCAGCAGAAACAGCCUCACUUCCAAAUGCAACAGUUACAGCAAAUGAAGCUUAAUCAAAUGUUGCUUUUGCAACAACAGCAGCAGCAACAGCAACAACACCGCGUGUUGCAACAACAUCGUAAAAAUUCUUUGCAAAACCUGUCGAGUUACGCGCCUGAGGUUGGCGCGGCGCUCUUCACAGACCGCCUUAUGGACGACGGUGCUGGUGGAGGAACCCGACGGGGGAGCGGCAACACCACAUCAGGAAUCACAGCCUCCAGGACUCCUGUCAUACACGAGACUACUCUUGAGGCCAUGGACUCUGCUGAAGGGGCUGGCCGGCUGCCUUCUGACUCGAGGAUCGGCAUGCCCCGUUUCCCUGAAGGUGUGCAGAACCCACAACAGCGCGGUGGUGCGUUUGGUCGUGACGCCGCCGAAGAUCGCCCAAGCGACGGCCUCCCCAACCGACAACACGCCAUACGCAUCCCUGAUGCCAUCACGACCAGCACACCUCUGUGGCCGCCCUCGGGAUCUGUGCCUGGCGUGACGCUGACCGAGUGCACUGAAGAGUUCAAGCAGCUGCCGCAGCCUGCCGACCUGCCCUCGUCUGCCUGGCCCUCCGCUGCUGCUCCUCCAGAUUCAACUUUGCCAGAAAUGCGAGAUGCUUCUAGUCGUGCUUCCUGGCCUUUCGGACAUUCCUUGUGGGGCAGCGGAUUCUCUCUGGGCGGGCUCAUCUCUGACUCGUCUACUCAAGGCCAUAGUGGAGGUAGCGGGUCCUUCUCAAGUUCCUCAGCUGCCAGGCAACUGCAGCCACAACCUUUCCCGAGACGCCACAGCGACACUUCUUCCUUCGGUCCCUACCACUCACAGCAGCAACAAGCUGCUGGCUACCAACAGUCGCUUAAGCAGCCGUCGGUUGGCGACACACAUCAGCAACAGCAGCAGUAUCUGUUCAAUCAACAGUUCCCGCAACAACAACAGACACAACAACGGCAGUAUCCGCCUCUCAGGCCUCUUUCUCCAGGCCGGAACAGCAGAAGCUCCGACCAUUUGCACCAUCUUCAUCUAACUGGUGAGGCUGGCGAAGGAGACAUUGCCCCCGGGAGUGGAAGUGGACUUUUGGACGCUAACUUGGAGGCCCUUUUGUCCUUAGGAAGUCUGCUCCCCAGUAGCAGCCCGCCAUCCCCUACGUCUCACUACUCUCUCUUCAGCCACAGGACAUAAGCCAACCUUCUCUUGUUCGUAGCGUCUCUCACAUACAGUGAAUAGAUCAAUUUAUUUAACACAGGCCUAGAUUUACUCAAGCUUGGCGAAACUAUUCAAUUUUUAUAAUUCGUUUUUUUCCUUAACCUGUGGGGACUAAUGGUUAAGCCAAAUUAUGCCCAGAUUUAAACUUCUUUUUCAGGUUCACAAAAAAUUUUUCUUGUCAUUAUGAUUAAAUCUACAAUUGUUAAGUAAUCUUGCUACGUUUCUAUUAUUUUUGCUGAAUCAGUUAUGACGGAUUUCCUGUAUUUGUGAAUUACAUCAAUUGCAAUUUAGAAGACCCGAGAAUGUCUUACUGGAAAAAAGUUAUGUUUUCGUUAAUAUUAUCCCUCUCCACUCUGCCAACUAACAUGCAUUUCUCGAUACUCGUGUGUUUCGAGUAGCCUUUAAGCUGUAGGAGUUCACCUUCGUAAUUAAUACAAUCAAUGUCCACAUGAUAAGCCUGUUUCAUAUGGCAAUCUAGCAAUAAUGGGAAAAUUUGAUUUUAAUUCAACUUGAUGUUUGCCGUCAAUUGAUCGAAGAUGGUCGUAAUUCUUCAGAUGCCCCCGGAAGUUUUAGUUUAUCCUGCUUCGGGCCAAAAUUCAUAAUGGAUUGUACACAAACUGUUAUCUGCGUAAGGAUAUUCUUGAAAUAACUUGGGCAUUUGCCAGAGGAGUUCAUUUGUUCUUGAUUGUGUUUAUUAGGUUAAGAGAGUAUUUCAAUUUGUAAAUGUACGAAUUAUACCUGUUAUUCGAUUCUCGUCGUGAUUGAACACCGGAUUUCUGUUGCUAUAUUCAUCUUCAAAACUAACGGAUUUAAGCUUAUUUUGUGCGCACUGAUAUAAUCGUUUCAAAUCCACGUCGUGCUGCUGGAAAUCUGUGUUAAUUGUGUUUUCUUGGGCUGCACUUCUUACUGUAAUUUUAAUGCACUACCAAGCCACGUCAUUUUCGUGGUGGGUUGCCUAGUGAUGCUCCGGAAAAAGCGUUAGUGUCCCGGGCAGCAAGGCCACCCGCUGAUCUAGGUUCAUGUUCCUGAUCAACUUUAGCCCUAAACUUAACGUUUCUUUAUAUAGAAAAUUUUUUUAUGCACACUUUUUCUUCCUAUGUUUUAGUAGGAAAAAUCUGGAUUUCAAACCUUAUUGUUAUUGAAAUUGUUCCCAGUAACUUUGUGUUCAGCUUUGUGUUGAUUUCCCAUUAUUUUAUCAGCUUACUUCGGCUAGACAUUAUUCCCUUGCUUAAUUAUUGCUGGAAGUCCCAUCGGAUAAGUUUGUUUUAGUUUGCUAGUCUCUACGCCUAGCUAAUUUGUAAGCCUUACUUUCUCUAGUCGUUGUAUGUACGGAAGAUUAUUUGUUAAUUGUUAGCACGCUCAUGUAAGUUGCUGUUGAGCAGUGUGUAUGUUUUCUCAAAUUUCAACGAAUUAGUUUAGCACUGUUUCGUGUUUGUUCCUGUUAUGUUUUCAGGCAUUCUACUGACUGAUUGUCGAUGCCAUAUUUUAUCAUUUGGU
Messenger RNA from Hyalella azteca, 5257 nucleotides. RefSeq lists its product as uncharacterized. The transcript has 10 exons. The coding region runs from base 146 to 3736 and encodes 1196 amino acids. The record is from RefSeq and is a predicted model, not a curated record. Lineage: Eukaryota; Metazoa; Arthropoda; Malacostraca; Amphipoda; Hyalellidae.